Daphnia magna is the source of this 839-nucleotide messenger RNA. RefSeq names its product histone H3. Bases 139 to 549 code for a protein of 136 amino acids. The transcript has a single exon. Gene Ontology annotation, cellular component: nucleosome. Lineage: Eukaryota; Metazoa; Arthropoda; Branchiopoda; Diplostraca; Daphniidae. The record is from RefSeq and is a predicted model, not a curated record. Gene Ontology annotation, molecular function: DNA binding; structural constituent of chromatin; protein heterodimerization activity.
GUAUUCUGUUCCCUACCUGCUUUCCCUCCCUUUUUUUCUGACCAAUGAUAUGAGAGAGCCAAUGCUUUUCUGUAUCCCCGCACCCUAUAUAAAUCGAACAUACUCCUUCAGUUCAUUACAAAUCUUCAAACCAAAAGUAUGGCUCGUACAAAGCAGACAGCUCGUAAAUCCACUGGUGGCAAGGCGCCUCGCAAACAGUUGGCAACUAAGGCUGCUCGCAAGAGUGCCCCAGCCACUGGCGGUGUCAAGAAACCCCAUCGUUAUCGCCCUGGUACCGUUGCCCUUCGUGAGAUCCGUCGUUAUCAAAAGUCGACCGAGCUCCUCAUCCGCAAGUUGCCUUUCCAGCGCUUGGUCAGGGAAAUUGCUCAGGAUUUCAAAACCGACUUGCGUUUCCAGAGCUCAGCCGUCAUGGCUCUUCAAGAGGCUAGCGAGGCGUACUUAGUGGGUCUUUUCGAAGACACCAACUUAUGCGCUAUCCACGCCAAACGAGUCACUAUCAUGCCCAAGGACAUCCAGCUGGCCCGUCGUAUCCGUGGUGAACGUGCUUAAUUGCAUUUUUGAUCCUUCAGUUCCCAAACGGCCCUUUUCAGGGCCACAACAUUUUCAGCUAAGGGAUCUAAACUUCUUUAGCUUAAUCAAAGAAAUUCAUUUCUAAAAUCUUGAUUAUCACUUGUGCUUGGUUAAAGUUCAGGUGUAAGGCCGAUUAAUGGUAGCAUACUUUUGUUAUAAUUGAAACCGAUGUGGAACUGUUCUUAUGAGCAUUUUAAAAUUCAUAAGAAAGAAUGAUGUAGGUCUAUUUAUUACCGAACUUCUAGUGAAAAAUACAAUAUAAACGUGAA